AUGGCCAGCGACAUUGCCCGAGGACUUUAUAAAGAACAAGCUCGUGAUCCAGGCCUCCCUCGUGCUCCGAAGCUUCCUUCUGCCCGCCUUCAAGAGCUUCACGAGGUGACGCACCAGCCGUUUCAACCAUGGUGCCAAGCCUGUCUGAUGGGACGAUCGAGACAAAGCCCCCACGAAAAGCAGCAAGACGAAAAGGCGAAGACCGAGGAGCCCCAGGACCGUCGGCCGGUCAUCCAGAUCGACUACUGCUACACGUUCACCUCAGAGAAGGGUGAAGGCCCAGGAGCACCUGAGCCAGCCGACGACCAGGGACACGAGGACCCACAACAACAGCCAAAGGAGCCCCGUGAGGCCAAGCCAGACACAGACAAGCUCGACACCAAGGACCAGUUUGGCUGCAACUUGGUGGCUGCUGAGUCCACCACUGGGUGGAUCUGCGUGGUGCCGGUGCUUGCAAAGGGGUCUUCGUCUUUGAAGCGUGCCACAGAAGCCCUGGUCAGGAUGAGCAUGAUGAUUGCUGGUGCCGAGCCGGUGGUGAUACAGGGCGACCCGGAACCCUCGAUCAAACAGCUUCUCAACUCCUUCGAGGCUUGCAGAGUUCGCUUGGGACUUGGCGUUGUGCAGCGAGAGGCCCCUAGGGGGUCGCAUGCCAGCAAUGGUGUGGCUGAGAAAGCUGUGAGCACAAUCCGCCGGCAUGCCCUGACACUCAAGUGCCACCUCGAGGACCGGAUCAAGGCCAAGGUCGGUGGGCAUACGCAUAUCUUUGCGUGGUUGCUGAAGCACUCAAGCUUCUUACACAAUCGAUAUUUCCCGACCAACAAAGGACUCCCACCGUUCGAAGCAGUGCACUCAAAGAAGUAUGUUGGAAAGCUCCUCCCCUUUGGGGAAGCAUGCGUCUUCCACGCCCCCUCGAAGUUUAAGGGGGAUCUCCAAUGGCAGCGUGGAGUUUGGGUUGGGAUAUCCGAGCGGAGUAACUCCCACAUGGUCCUCACCCCGGACGGAGCAAAGGAAAGCCGGUCAGUUCGACGUCUUCCUCCUGAGCAACAAUGGUCAGCUGAAGCUGUUUUGGGUUGCCGUGGGCUGCCCUGGGACUACAUUGGAAAAGGGAGGAGGAAGAAGGCUAUGUACACAAGUGUCCGGGCACCUCUCUUGCCUGACACCGCCACCCUGGAGCAGUUGGCCAAAGCAGCGGGGAAAGCAGCAGCCGAGACGAUAGCCGCAGCCACACCGCCGCCGCCGCAGCAGGCCCCAGCGCCCGCUUCCCCUGGAGACGCGGGGACCAAGAAGGAGAAGGAGCUCGAGAAAGCAAUCCGGCCUGCACAGAACCACAAGAAAGACCACCAGGAGGGCCUCCUGAUCUUAGAGAACGAGCUCGAGGAAGCAACCCCAGCACAGAACCGCAAGAAAGACCACCAGGUCCAGUGCAAGCGAAGCCGGUGCAUCGCCUUCCUCGUCUACAUUGAGGCAAGCUGGGAAACAUGGAUCGAAGAGGUUGGGGACGCGCUUGUGAAUGAGGAGGAGAACUUUGACGUUGAUGAUGCCUACAUCUUUGAUGGAGAACGCCCCCCAGACCUUUCUUUUGAGGAGCUCUACAUGAUGGACCUCGAGAGUGACAAGAAGGAGCUGGACAGGCUGGAGGGCAUGGGAGUUCUUAGGCGAGUGAAGCCAGAUGAGGAUGUCACCAGCUAUGCCUUCCUCACCACGAAAGUGGUGCGAGAUUGGCGCCGCAGGCCAACGUGGGUGCGAAGGUCGCGUCUGGUGGCGAGGGAGUUUAAGAGCUGGUCGUCGUGGUCGCAGGAACUCUUCGCACCAGCGAGCACCCUUGCAACCAUCAACAGCUUGAUCACAGUAGCAAUGGCCGAGGACCUUGAGGUCGUUUCGAUCGACAUCAAAGACGCGUACCUCAAUGUUAAGCAACGGGCACCUGUUGUGAUACAUGUCGAUGGCCGACUGAUGGGGCACGACACCGCAGAGCCAGUUGCCUUCAUCCUGGAGCGCAUGCUCCCAGGCCAGAGAGCAGCUGCAGGAGAGUGGUUUCUCUUCAUGAAGGAACUGUUGGGUGGAGCCUGCUUGGAAGGAUACAUCAAGGAGCCCACGCUCUUUGUGCACAAAGGCCCGACGGCCAAGACCAAGCUGAUUCUGCAUGCUGAUGAUGGCCUGCUAGGCUCUACCCGAGAGGAGCGUGAACACUUGGUUGCUAAGCUCGAGGAGCACGUCACCGUCCAGGUCAGCGAUGUCCUCACCAAGAACAGCGGGGAGAUCGAGUUCCUCAAGAGGCGCUAUGUCGGCACCCCUGAUGGUGUCUACAUGUUCUCCAAUGUGAAGCACGCCGAGGCCCUGAUCGCUGCAGUGGGUGAUGAUGCUAAGGAGCGGGACACGCCAGCGGACCAAAGCUUUACGGAAGUUGACAGCAGCAAGGACUUGGAGCCGAGCAAGAGCAAGCUCUACAAGGAGGCGGUCGGACGGCUCUUGUACUUGAGCCACAGCCGCCCGGACCUUCAGUAUGCUACGUGCAUCCUGGCCUCGAAGAUGUCAAGGCCCACGCAGGCCCGCGAGGGAUGGUGCCAGCCUCUCCUGGGCGGUUCUGAGAACCUACAGCCCGGUGGAAAGAUUGUCAUUGAAUCUGUGACAGACAGUGACUGGGCUGGGGUCAAGCGAGACCGCAGAAGCAAGUCAUGUUUGCAGAUUUUCGUCAGUGGGUCAAUGGUCACCUCAGCCGUGCGGACUCAGAAGUCGGUAGCACUAAGUUCGGGAGAAGCGGAAUUCAUCUCGAUGGUCGGAGGAGCUUGUGAAUGCCGCUAUGUCCAGGACUGCCUGCGGUACAUGGUGAACGGCGCCUACGAGAUCGAGGCCAGACUGCGAGGAGAUUCGGCAGCUGGGCGUGCCAUAGCCCAGCGAGUGGGCUGUGGGCGCGUGAGGCAUCUUGAUGCCAGCCUCCUCUGGCUCCAAGAGGCAGUCAAGAAGCAGGAGUUCAAAGUGUCCGCCAUUGCCGGCCUGGCAAACCCUGCGGAUAUUGGCACGAAAGCUGUCCCUACUGCCCGUCUUCGUGAACUUCUCUACAAGCUUGGCGCUGUUGACGAGAGCUUUGAGAGGGUCGGACAGAGUGAGCACGAAAAGGCCGAGUUCAAGAACAAGGCGAAGGAGAUGAUCAAGAGUGGAGCCCUGGGAGUGAAGAGCAUCAAGCAGCUCAUGCCGGUUCUUCUGGUGUUGUCGCAAAUUCAAGGGAUUGAGGGCUUGAGCUUGGUUGCGGGGUUCUAUGAGCACUCCCUUGAAGAUGUUGCGGCACUCCUUGUGACAUGCAUCCUGGGCUUCUUGGUUCUCACGGUGGUCUUCGGAGUUCCUGGAGGCAUUUUGCUUCUGUUGCAGUGGCUCACCCGGAGCCAACCCGAGACUGCAAGGGCCCCUACUCGUGACGCAGGGGUUCCGGCCAACCUUGGCAUGGCUGAGGAUGAAAGACUCUUCAUGGAGGAGUAUGUGGGCCGCUCUACCGAGCAGCGAGUUCUUAUCGCUGAGCAAGCACGGGAGAUCGAGAAACUGGAGAAGGCCUUGCGUGAGGAGAGGCAACAGUCUAGAAAUGUACAGCGGAUUGAGCAGGUCCCACCGAGAAUCGCUAUUGCCACCAGUCGUGGCGAGCGUUACCACCGCCCAGGAUGUGGCAAUUUAAAAGUACAUGUUAAGACCUACACGCCGUGUGGGCACUGCUAUCCAAACCAGGGGUAG
Symbiodinium sp. CCMP2456 is the source of this 3720-nucleotide messenger RNA. The record is from the annotation of a GenBank genome assembly. Lineage: Eukaryota; Dinophyceae; Suessiales; Symbiodiniaceae.